Molecule: messenger RNA, 4169 nt
Organism: Daucus carota subsp. sativus
Lineage: Eukaryota; Viridiplantae; Streptophyta; Magnoliopsida; Apiales; Apiaceae
Product: protein HASTY 1
Exons: 22
Coding region: 203-3817 (1204 amino acids)
Biological process (GO): protein export from nucleus; RNA export from nucleus
Cellular component (GO): nucleus; cytoplasm; RNA nuclear export complex
Molecular function (GO): RNA binding; nuclear export signal receptor activity
Source: RefSeq, a predicted model, not a curated record
AUAAACAAAGGCAGACACACAAAUUCGCUUUCCCUAUUUAUGUCCAAAACCCAAACACAAAGCUCCACUUACAAUCGCUGCCAGAAACCCUUGCUUAAUAACCCCCUCUCUAUCUAUAAUCUAUAUACAUACAUACAAAGCUGCUGUAUCUGUACACCCACACAUAAAAUCAGUGAUUGAGUGGUCUAUAAAACCCUAGGAAAUGGAGGAUUCGAACAACACAGCAAGGAAUGUGGCGCAAGCAAUAGUCGCUGUACUUGAAUGGAACUGCCCUCCUGAUACUCGCAAAGCUGCUGUUUCGUAUCUCGAAUCCGUAAAAGCAGGAGAUGUGCGUGUCUUGGCAAAUACAUCUGUUCUAUUAGUUAAAAAGGAUUGGUCUACCGAAAUUCGUAUACAUGCCUUAAAAUUGAUGCAACAUGUAGUGCGAUUACGGUGGGAUGAGCUUAGUUCUAAUGAAAGAAGAGACUUCACGAAUGUUGCCAUUGGUUUGUUGCCUGAAGUUGCAGGUCCUUGUGAAGUCUGGGCUUUGAAAAGUCAAACAGCUGCCCUCAUCGCUGAGAUAGUCCGUAGAGAAGGUCUAAGUCUUUGGCAGGAGCUUCUUCCAUCGCUAGUCUCCCUUUCCGCCAGUGGUCCUCUCCAAGCUGAGCUGGUGUCAAUUAUAUUGAGGUGGCUUCCAGAAGAUAUCACAGUUCACAAUGAAGACUUGGAAGGUGAUAGGCGAAGGCUGUUGUUACGUGGACUAACCGAUUCAUUGCCUGAAAUCUUGCCAUUAUUGUACUCUUUACUAGAAAGGCAUUUCGGAGCUGCUUUAAGUGAAGCAGGUAUGCAACAGAUGGACUCUGCCAAACAGCAUGCAGCUGCAGUAACAUCUAUUCUGAAUGCUGUCAAUGCCUAUGCGGAUUGGGCUCCUUUACCUGAUCUUUCAAAAUAUGGGAUAAUUCAUGGCUGUAGCUUCUUACUCUCAGCGCCCGACUUUCGUCUUCAUGCAUGUGAUUUUUUCAAGCUCGUCUCUUCAAGGAAGCGACCUGUUGAUGCAGACACCGCAUAUGAUUCGGCAAUGAGUAAUGUUUUUCAGGUGUUGAUGAAUGUGUCAAGAGAAUUCUUGAGCAAAACUGGACCUCAUGCUGCUACUAUUGAUGAGAAUGAAUUUGAAUAUGCUGAAUAUAUAUGUGAGAGUAUGGUGUCUCUGGGUACAUUUAACCUAAAAUGUAUUAGUGGUGACAGCACAAUAAUCCCUUUCUACCUUCAGCAGAUGCUAGGAUAUUUUCAACAUUUUAAGCUAGAUCUGCACUACCAGACUCUAUUCUUUUGGCUGGCUUUGUUGCGAGAUUUACUUCUAAAGCCAAAGGUUAUUCAACAUGCAGCUGUUGACAGUUCAUUGAACAAUCUGAGCUCUGGUUCUAAACAAGCUGACGAUGGGAAGAUGAAUAUUUUAAGUUUUCUGAAUGAAGAUAUAUUUAGUAUUAUGCUGGAAAUCACAUUUCAACGCAUGGUCAAAAAAGAAAGAGUACAAUCUGGCACAGCAUAUGGUAUUGGGGCACUGGAAUUGUGGAGUGAUGAUAUUGAGGGUAAAGGAGAUUUCAGUCAGUACCGUUCAAGACUGACAGAGUUGAUUCGGCUAAUUACCUGUAGCAAGCCUCUCCUAGCUGCUACUAAGGUUUCCGAGAAAAUUUUAAUAAUCAUCAAUGCCUUUUCACUUGAUCCAACUGCUCAGAAUUUUGCCGCAAUGGAAAGCAUGCAAUUUGCUCUAGACAACAUUGUGAGUGCAAUUUAUGGCGGCUCAACUGAUUAUAACAAUAAUGAUUCUGAGAUACGAGUUUCAUUAGGCAGAAUUCUUGAAGGUCUACUUCAACAACUGCUUUCAUUGAAAUGGACUGAACCAACGUUUGUGGAACUACUUGGGCACUAUUUAGAUGCAAUGGGGCCUUUCUUAAAGUACCAUGCUGAUGCUGUGGGAAGCGUGAUAAAUAAGCUGUUCGAGCUUUUAAAUUCACUUCCAUUUGUUGUAAAGGAUCCUGCUACAAGUACGGCUCGCCACGCAAGAUUGCAGAUAUGUACAUCAUUUAUUCGAAUUGCCAAAACAGCUGGAAAAAGCCUUCUUCCUCAUAUGAAGGCAAUAGCUGACACAAUGUCUUACUUGCAAAAAGAAGGUGGUCUUCUUCGUGGGGAGCAUAAUCUGCUAGGGGAAGCAUUUCUUAUCAUGGCUUCUGCUGCUGGGGUUCAACAGCAGCAAGAAGUUUUAGUAUGGUUACUUGAACCUUUGAGUAAACAGUGGAUACAAACUGAAUGGCAAAAUGAGUUUUUAUCAGACCCGAAUGGUUUGAUUCGCUUGUGUUCUGAGACAAAGUUCAUGUGGUCACUUUUCCACACUGUAACAUUUUUUGAGAAGGCUCUUAAGAGAAGCGGUGUCAGAAAAGGCAGUUCAAGUGUACUGAACACUUCAUCAGAAAAUUAUGUUCCCUGUCAUCCUAUGGCAUCUCAUCUGUCAUGGAUGCUGCCUCCUCUUUUGAAACUGCUUCGAGGUAUACAUUCUCUAUGGUCGCCGCCUGUUACUCAAGCUUUACCUGGAGAAAUGAAAGCUGCAAUGGUUAUGAGUGAUGUAGAGCGGACAAGUCUUCUCGGUGAAGGAAAUUUAAAAUCGUCCAGGACUGCAUUGAAUUUUAUUGAUGGAACUCAAUUCGACAUGAAUAAAGAAGGCUCUACAGAGUCAAAUGAAAAUGAUAUACGGAAUUGGUUGAAGGGUAUAAGAGAUAGCGGGUAUAACGUACUGGGCUUAUCAGCAACCAUUGGGGAUUCAUUUUUCAAAACUAUGGAUGCCCAUUCCGUAGCUUUGGCUUUAUUGGAGAAUGUACAGUCAAUGGAAUUCAGACAUAUGAGGCAGCUUGUUCAUUCAAUUUAUAUACCAUUAAUCAAAUGCUGCCCAUCAGAUAUGUGGGAGUUGUGGUUAGAAAAGCUUUUGCAUCCAAUAUUCCUGUACUCGCAGCAGGCCCUUAGUUGUUCAUGGUCCAGUCUUAAACAGGAAGGUAGAGCAAAGGUUCCAGAUCGUCUUGGCAUACCUGCAGACUCCGACUUGAAAGUGGAAGUAAUGGAGGAAAAGCUACUGCGAGGCUUGACUCGUGAGAUCUGUACGCUCCUCUCGAUUUUGGGUUCCCAAGGAUUGAAUACUGGUCUUCCUUUAGUAGAGCAGUCUGGGCAUGUUAAUCGGGUGGAUGUGUCUGCACUUAAAGAAUUGGAUGCAUUUUCUUCUAGUUCCAUGAUUGGUUUCCUUUUGAAGCACAAAGGCCUAGCUCUACUGGCACUGCAGAUAGUUUUAGACACCUUUAAGUGGGGAGAUGGUGAAUCUGUGACUAAAGUUUCUUCCUUCUGUGGAUCUAUUGUUCUCUUGGCUGUUUCAUCUAGCAAUGCUGAACUCCGAGAAUUUGUUGCAAAGGAUUUGUUUUAUGCAAUAAUUAGUAGUUUGGAAUUUGAUUCAAAUGUUAAUGUCAGCGCUGAGCUUGUUGGUCUAUGCCGUGAAAUCUUUGUUUAUCUAUCUGAUAGAGACCCAGCACCCAGGCAGGUGUUACUCUCCCUUCCUUGCAUUGCACCCCAAGAUCUUCUUGCUUUUGAAGAAGCUUUAGCAAAGACGAGCAGUCCCAAGGAACAGAAGCAACAUAUGAGGAGCUUAUUGUUGCUAGCUACAGGAAACAAGCUAAAAGCUCUUGCGAAUCCUAAAAGUGUUGGUGUGAUUACCAAUGUUUCUGCUAGGCCUCGCAGUUUGGUCCCUGCUCCAGAGCCCAGAAAUGAGGAAGGCCCUAUAGGUCUAGCAGCAAUCAUGUAAAGGUCUUCUUCAGAGUUUAUUAGCGUGUACAGGGACAUAAUUUAGUUUUACAAAGGGUUACAAGUUUAACAGGUUAUGGAGCAUGACAGUGGAGAACUACAAAUUGUGGUAUAAUACAGGAAAUGACAGAUGGGGGGCAUUAACAGCGUAUUAGUUUUCUAUAUGCAAUCUUUGCCGUGUUUGUAAUGUUGUCGAAAUUCAUUGUUAUAAUAUAUAUUUCCCUGAACCCCAAUUUUGUCGGUUUUUCACCGCCAUCAUAUCUUUUGUUGAAGAUGAGCCCUGAACUUGUUGUACUUACAUUUUUGCUAGCAGCCAAUUAUGUAUCAAUGGUUAUAUCGUGGCCUUUCUAUCA